CGGGUCUUCUAGAUGGCUAUGCUUACCGCCGCGGAAAAUUGGCGUUUCUGGGCGAUGGGGGCAUCGAGGCCCGGAUAUUCGACCCCGGCCAAUUCGACCGAGAUAACGUUGUCCUCCAAAAACAGGCCAAGCCUUCGACUGGGGUCAUGCACCGAGUUCACGGCAACAAACCCAGAUGGUGCAGAAUUCACAGUCACAGACUCGAAUCACGGCCGGCGGACCCACGAUGAUCGUAGGCCUCGCGUCGACUUUCUGCUUCAAGACCGCUGUCCGCGUCUGAACACGCUCGGCAGCUGCGCAUAUUGCGAUCCAAACACGUCGACUAAUAGCUCGAAAGUCAAGGCUGCCUCUCGUACCCUGGUCGACGUGGCAGAACCUGCAACUCCCUUAAUGCGCCCUGGUUAAGGAAUGAGGACUUUUUUCUUUCUUGUUCAG
Messenger RNA from Exophiala dermatitidis NIH/UT8656, 435 nucleotides. RefSeq lists its product as uncharacterized. The transcript has 3 exons. Bases 13 to 405 code for a protein of 130 amino acids. Lineage: Eukaryota; Fungi; Ascomycota; Eurotiomycetes; Chaetothyriales; Herpotrichiellaceae. The record is from RefSeq and is a predicted model, not a curated record.